Molecule: messenger RNA, 939 nt
Organism: Choloepus didactylus (southern two-toed sloth)
Lineage: Eukaryota; Metazoa; Chordata; Mammalia; Pilosa; Megalonychidae
Product: olfactory receptor 7A10-like
Exons: 1
Coding region: 1-939 (312 amino acids)
Biological process (GO): G protein-coupled receptor signaling pathway
Cellular component (GO): membrane
Molecular function (GO): olfactory receptor activity; G protein-coupled receptor activity
Source: RefSeq, a predicted model, not a curated record
AUGGAACCAGAAAAUCAAACACAGGUUUCAGAAUUUUUCCUCCUUGGACUCUCAAACAAGACAGAGCUGCAGCCCUUCCUCUUUGGACUGUUUUUGUCCAUGUAUAUGGUCAUCUUAACUGGAAAUCUGCUCAUCAUCUUGGCCACAAUCUCUGACUCUCACCUUCACACUCCCAUGUACUUCUUCCUUGCUAACUUUUCCUCUUAUGACAUCUGUUUUACUUCUACCAUCAUCCCAAAGAUGCUGGUGAACAUCUACACCCAGGACAAGACAAUCACCUAUGAGGGGUGCCUCUCUCAAAUUUAUUUUUUCAUACUUUUUGCAGAGUUGGACAUUUUUCUCCUUUCUAUAAUGGCCUAUGACCGUUUUGUGGCUAUCUGUCACCCUCUGCACUACAGGAUCAUCAUGAACCCCCAGCUUUGCAGCUUGCUGGUGUUGGCAUCCUGGAUCAUGAGUGUUCUGGACUCUCUGCUACGUGAUUUAUUGGUGUUGCAAUUGUCUUUCUGUACUAACUUGGAGAUUCCCCACUUCUUCUGUGAAAUCAAUCAGGUGAUACAACUUGCCUGUUCUGACACACUCCUUAAUAACAUAGAGAUGUAUUUUGCCACUGGGCUGAUGGGAAUUAUUCCCCUCAUUGGCAUCCUCUUCUCUUAUUCUCAGAUAGUUUCCUCCACGUUGAGAAUUUCUUCAGGAAGGGGGAAGUGUAAGGUGUUUUCCACAUGUGGGUCUCACCUCUCAGUUGUUUCCUUGUUCUAUGGUUCAGGUCUUGGGGUCUACCUCAGUUCUGCUUCCACCCAAACAUCCAGGGCCAAGGCAAUAGCAUCAGUGAUGUACACUGUGAUCACACCCAUGCUGAACCCCUUUAUCUACAGUUUGAGGAACAAGGAGAUUAAGGAGGCAAUGAAAAAUCUUUUUGGUAUCAUCACUUUCAAUGGGUAA